AAAAAAAAAAAAAAAAAAAAAAAAAAAAAACUCCAAUCACAUCUCCAAAAUGUCUACCCCUUCUGGAUCUACUCCAUCAGACGCUUCCGCCACCAACGUCUCUACCGUCUCAGUGGCUGGUAGCUUUCCUAACUCAACACAGACACGAAGUGGCGCGAAUCAACCAAACUCCUACAACAUUAACCGAUAUGUCUACAAUACGCAAGAACGUCCCGUUAACGAUCGGUUGGCUCAAUAUAUGGCAAUAUAUGCACAAGAAAACCCACCCAAAGGCAAAUAGCUGGUCGGGAGAAAAUACAUAUAAAACACUGGAGAUACGCGAGAAAAGGUUGGCAUUUCUUCGCAUAUUCCAAUAAACGCGGCUAACUUCGAUUCAUAGCUUAAAUAAUUUCUAUCUGUUCUAUACCCCAUGGUCAACCCAAAGCCUUGACCAUCGUCUUAUGUCACUGAAGUUGGAGUUCUCAAGGUUCACAUGGUCGUCUUUCAUAUUGUCAUCGGGCUGUCUUAAGUGAUUCCUUCUUCUACUUUCAAGGAGCAUUAGAGAAAAUGAGUUUUGUCAAGGAUAGAAUGUCAUAGCACGGAGUCAAGGAGUCUAAAACCCAGUUUGUACUAUGUCAGUUACUCUCCAAGACUACUACUACUGUAUGUAUAAGGUUGAGGCGUUAAAAGAAGCUUUAGGCCCCAGCACAAAGUUACAUCCUCACUCAAAUCA
Fusarium redolens is the source of this 712-nucleotide messenger RNA. RefSeq lists its product as uncharacterized. The transcript is spliced from 2 exons. The record is from RefSeq and is a predicted model, not a curated record. The coding region runs from base 50 to 280 and encodes 76 amino acids. Lineage: Eukaryota; Fungi; Ascomycota; Sordariomycetes; Hypocreales; Nectriaceae.